UUUCUUAAGUAGGCACUGAAAGAGCAAAAGCACACAAAGAAAUAUCCUCGAUCCAAGCCAAGCAGGCCCUUAGUUUUUCUUUCUUUCUCACCAAAUCAACUAGCAUAUUGCAAUAGCACAAACAUGCUUACAGCAAGCAAGUAAUAUGUGCGACAUGCAAAUUAAUGUAUGCAGGUGACAUUCUUCAAGUGUGGUGGAGUGGCCUUAGGGACGGCGACGCACCAAGGCGCGAUGGACGGCACUACCGCGUUUCACUUCUUCCAGACAUGGUCAGCCUUCUCCAGGGAUGGCGACCGGGACGUGGUGAAGUUCCCCUACCUUGACCGCACACUCUUGUGCGCGCGCGACCCACCCAUUAUUCAUCCGGACACCCUCUCCCUAUUCUGCCUCAAGACAACCAACUUGUCCCGGCCGCCGGCGCCGGGGCCUGUCGUCGUCAACGAGGUUUUCACCCUCUGCAAGGAUCAAAUUUCCGCUCUUAAGCACAUGUGUGGUGGCGGCCGCGUGAGCACCUUCAGCGCCGUGAGCGCAUACAUGUGGCGGUGCAUGUGCUUAGCCCGGCGGCUUCCGCCAGACUCCACGACGCGCCUCGAGUUCCUGGCCAACUUCCGACGCAGCAUUGCGCCGCCGCUCCCGGACGGCUACUUGGGCAACGCGAUGUUGCAAGUAAGCGUCGCCGACAAAACAUGGGACGUCGUCUCGCGCGAUCUGGCCCACGUCGCGCACCGGAUCAGAGGCACUCUCGGCCGGGUGAACGAUGAGCUGGUGCGUUCGGCGGUAGACUACCUCGAGCUCGACCUGGCAGAAAGGGACAACGGCCCGGCUAUCGGCGUUCUGCCAGCGACGGACCUGUGUGUGGUCAGCUGGCUCGGCAUGCCCUUGUACGAUGUGGAUUUCGGCUGGGGAAAGCCGUUGGCUAUGUUGCGUGCCGAACAAAACCGCCGAGGUUUCGUGCUCAUGAUGAACGGCGCGCGGGGGGAUGGCAGCGUGCGCCUGUCCAUGUCCAUAGAAGCUGCAAUUCUCAAGGAGUUCCAGCGUUUGUUCUAUAUAAAGCUCGAUAGCAAGGUGUAUUCCAAGUUCUAG
Messenger RNA from Triticum aestivum (bread wheat), 1083 nucleotides. RefSeq names its product putrescine hydroxycinnamoyltransferase 1. The transcript has a single exon. NCBI's taxonomy places the organism in Eukaryota, Viridiplantae, Streptophyta, Magnoliopsida, Poales, Poaceae. Bases 169 to 1083 code for a protein of 304 amino acids. Gene Ontology annotation, molecular function: acyltransferase activity, transferring groups other than amino-acyl groups. The record is from RefSeq and is a predicted model, not a curated record.